GUGUGUGUGUGUGUUUUUAACCUGAGAAAAAGUAAAGGCUGCCUGCCAGUUACAUACACCAUGGUAGAAAUGUAUUUCUCUGCAGAUACAUCUCCAUAAUUUUCUGAAACAACUAGGUGCGGGGAGUCCAGCUCUCUAUUAAUACCUCUCUCAAUUCCUUUUUCUGUGUGUUUCUGUCUCUUGCUUGACAAUUCCUGAAUUCUUGAACUAACCCCCAGAUUUUGUGCUUACAAAGUACAUAGUGGCUCUUGUCAGCUUCUUGAGGUGUGUGGGGGGGAAUUCACCAACUCUAUCCAACUUCUCCAGAGCUGUCAAAUGCAAUUAGAGUAAGUUGAUCAGGGUUUGUUUCCAACUUAUCCUCUCCAGUUGGUCUCCAUUCUUUUCUCCCCACCCUCUUUUUACUAACUCCCCUCCCCCACACCUUCUCUACUGCUCCCCCCACCUCUGAAGACCUCUUCUAUUCAUGUGGCCCUGAACACUGAGUUCACAUUGUCAAACACAGAUUUGCCUGCAAUAGACAACACAGUAGCCUCUUUACACCUCAUCAUCCCAGGCAGCAAUCAUUGUGUCCAAUAAGAUGGGGGACACAGCGCCCCCGCAGGCCCCCGCAGGAGGGCUAGGGGGGCCUUCUGGGGCGGGGCUCCUAGGAGGGGGCUCAGUCACCCCCAGGGUGCACAGUGCUAUCGUGGAGCGCCUGCGGGCUCGGAUUGCUGUCUGCCGCCAGCACCACCUGAGCUGUGAAGGACGCUAUGAACGUGGUAGGGCCGAGAGCUCAGACCGUGAAAGGGAGAGCACCUUGCAGCUCUUGAGCCUUGUACAGCAUGGCCAGGGAGCAAGGAAGGCUGGCAAACACACCAAGGCCAAUGCCACCGCUGCCACCACUUCAGCCCCUCCACCGCCCCCUGCUGCCCCUCCUACGGCUUCCCAAGCAGCAGCAACAGCAGCCCCACCGCCCCCACCAGACUAUCACCAUCACCACCAGCAGCAUCUGUUGAACAGUAGCAAUAAUGGUGGCGGUGGUAGGAUAAAUGGAGAGCAGCAGCCACCAGCUUCAACCCCAGGGGACCAGAGGAACUCAGCCCUGAUUGCGAACAAAGUAAUAAAGGGAGAGUUCUUAUGUAUUCAGGACCUCACCACUUCUGUCAAGUAAAUAUAAGAUCUCACAAAGGCACAGAGUUCAAGUGGAGAGAAGUUGGUA
Messenger RNA from Marmota flaviventris (yellow-bellied marmot), 1198 nucleotides. NCBI's taxonomy places the organism in Eukaryota, Metazoa, Chordata, Mammalia, Rodentia, Sciuridae. The record is from RefSeq and is a predicted model, not a curated record.